CAAAGCUGUGCGGAUUGUGAAUCGUUUAAGAGUUAUUGCUGAGCUUCCUUUUCUCCUUUCUUUUCCUACCGUCGGUCGGAGAUGUGCGUCAAAACUGUAACUAUUUUGCUAGCCAGCUUAACGGUGUUAUAUCUAGUGCAGGCACAAAAUCGAUUCGCGCCAAUUCAGCCGCUACAACAACACAAUGAUGUUGUUGAAAAUCCUGUGAAACGUAUCAAUGAAUUCGAGUUGGAAGUUGAUAUUUUAGUGAAGCGAAACCGAAUGGCACCUGCAAUGCCCAAUUUGAAUAGCAUUGUGAGUGAAGCUAAAAUAAUACCUCCUGGUUAUGCAGAAGAACAAGCGAGUGAAAAUCGCAGGCACGAGUUCAAUAACCGUGACCGUGGACCAGAAUUUCAUAAUAAACAAGAAAGGGAUAGUAUACAAAGGCAAGAACUUCAUCCUAAUGCAGAAAGAAAACCGGAUCACAAUAGAGGAUUUAAUGGCCCACCGGAAUGGAGUAUUGAUCGCAAUAGUUUAUUAAACCAAGUGUCAGAAAGUGAUAUAGAUCGAAAUCGCAAGCCCGUCAAUCCUCAAAAGCAACAAGGAAAACAGCAGCGACUCUGUGAAAGAAAAUACAGCCAAUAUAUUCAACGCAUCUUCAGCAAUGAUGAAGGCACAACAGCGGAUGCAAAUGACUCAGAAUUCGAUGGCCGCAUAUUGGCAUCACCCGGUGAAUACCCGCACAUGACAGCGCUGGGCUUUCAGAGGGAAGACAACACAUACGACUACAAAUGCGGCGGCAGUUUGAUAAGCGAAAAUUUCGUUAUUACAGCGGCGCAUUGUACAAAUGUGACAGGCGAAGUGCCAACAGUAGCACGCAUUGGUGAUUUGAAUCUGUUGGUGGAUGAAAACAAUUUGGCGCCGCAAAUAUUUCGCAUAAAAAAUAUAUACACACACCCACAAUAUGACGGUACAACCUACUAUAAUGACAUUGCGCUACUGCAGUUGAAUGCGAGCAUUGAAUUCACAGAGUUCGUUCGCCCUAUAAGAUUGUGGACACGUACAAAUUUGCCCAUUCCCACCGCCUUUGCUAUGGGAUAUGGCGCUACCUCGUUUGCACACGCGCCAACACAACGACUCACCGACUUCAAUAUGACUCUCAUUGCAAAUGAUGAGUGCAAUGAGCAUCUACCGCAAUUGGAUGAGGUACCGCGUGGCAUAAUUGAGAGUCAAAUGUGUGCCGAAGAUUUGGUAAUGCAUCGCGAUACUUGUCAGGGCGACUCAGGCGGUCCACUGCAAUACAACAUUAGAGGUAGGCGACGCACUAAACGCAUACAUUACCACCUGAUCGGCAUCACUUCGUUUGGGCUGCUUUGCCGCAGUCCAAAUCCAGGAGUCUACACGCGCAUAUUCUCAUUCCUGGAUUGGAUUGAGCGUACGGCUUGGGGCUCUACUUAGGCAAAUAGGAAGAUUAGUAAAUCUCACUUUACAAUAACUUUAAAUUUAUUUAAGUAAUAAAGGCUAGAGGAUGAGUAGUACAAAGAUUGUAUAAAUAGUUU
Messenger RNA from Anastrepha ludens (Mexican fruit fly), 1538 nucleotides. RefSeq names its product serine protease snake. The coding region runs from base 82 to 1437 and encodes 451 amino acids. The transcript has 6 exons. The record is from RefSeq and is a predicted model, not a curated record. Gene Ontology annotation, molecular function: serine-type endopeptidase activity. NCBI's taxonomy places the organism in Eukaryota, Metazoa, Arthropoda, Insecta, Diptera, Tephritidae. Gene Ontology annotation, biological process: proteolysis.